Aspergillus welwitschiae is the source of this 392-nucleotide messenger RNA. RefSeq lists its product as uncharacterized. The annotation marks the transcript as partial. The transcript has a single exon. Lineage: Eukaryota; Fungi; Ascomycota; Eurotiomycetes; Eurotiales; Aspergillaceae. The record is from RefSeq and is a predicted model, not a curated record.
GUCUUGGUUGGAUGCCAUUGGAUGGAUUUUACGUCUCGUUUCACUGGUCUUGAGGUUUGGAGAUAAUAUGUAUUGAGGGAGCUUGGAGAUGCAAGACUUGACUCUUGAGAAACUCAUUGGGUUCGUUAUAUAUAUAUCCUUAUAUAGUAUUAUUGUUAUGGUAUACUACCUACUUGUAUGGGUGAUGUACACCAGCCAAUCGCAGAGCUGGAUUUUGCUUCGGGGCCGGAUUUCCUGCCAAGGACCGAUGCGGUGGCCAAUAAGAGACGGCUAUGGAUCGGGCCCGAGGCAGGCUGGUCUGGCAAGCAAUUUCCGACGGGCGGCUCUUACUAUGAUUAUAGAUAACCGUACUUCUAUAUUUGAAUGACUAGUUGGUUGUUGGAGAAAUGAAG